AGACUUGCAGAUGUAGAUGUAGGUGUCAAACCUUCCAAGUUACUGAAGUUAGAACACUGUCAAAGCUCCAAAGAGUAAGACCAGCAGUUCAUCACAGAUCUGAAUAGCGCCGUCUCCCUAGAUCUCACAGUCCAUCAAGGCUCACUACUAUUUAAUAAGCAUGUCCAGGAGGCCAGUAAAUCCUUCCAGGCGCAUUGGUGAUGGUGGAAGCAUCCCUUUUGUGGGUGCAGUGCAAGCUAAAGCACGCUCAUCACCUGUACUAUCUGUAGCGCUUGUGCUUCUGGGUACAGUUCUUCUUGUCUUCUAUGCAUUUAGCGGAUCAGGUGGAGCGAGCAGUAAAGAGGCUGUGAUUAAACUUGAAGGUGGUGUUUCAUGUACGUAUGAAGUUCAUCGAACAAUACCUAUACUGAAGAAGGCAUAUGGUGAUAGCAUGCAUAAGGUGUUGCAUGUAGGCCCUGAAACGUGUUCAGUGGUAUCUAAAUUAUUAAAAGAAGAGGAUACUGAAGCCUGGGGUGUGGAACCAUAUGACUUGGAAGAUGCUGAUGCACAUUGCAAAAGUCUUGUGAGCAAAGGCAUCGUGAGGGCUGCUGAUAUAAAGUUUCCUCUUCCAUACCGGGCAAAAUCAUUCUCUCUGGUAAUAGUAUCAGAUGCAUUAGAUUAUUUGUCUCCAAAGUACCUCAACGGAACUCUUCCAGAGUUAGCAAGGGUGUCUUCUGAUGGAGUUAUUAUAUUCUCUGGCUAUCCAGGUCAACAAAGAGCUAAAGUUGCAGAGCUAUCUAAAUUUGGCCGUCCAGCCAAAUUGCGAAGCUCAUCAUGGUGGAUAAGAUAUUUUGUUCAAACAAGCUUCGAAGAGAACGAAGCAGCAUCGAAGAAGUUUGAACAGGUGGCAUUAAAGAGAUCUUAUAAGCCUGAAUGCCAAGUUUUCCACCUAAAGUCAUACCAUUGAGAAUCUCAACAUCGUAUCUUUUACUGUAUCGGCCUGUAGGUGAAAACAAAUACUAGUGUCUUCAAUACAAAUUAAAAGGGUAACUUCAAUUAUAUUUUGUGAAAUACGGAGCCUCAUCAUCUGCUGCUUCAUGAGAUGAGAUCUUCUGAGUUAUGAUAGAUGUGUAUUGAGGAAUGAUUUUCCAUAAACUGGGUACCGUCAUCACUUUGUAUUCUUUAUUAAGAUGUAUGUUAUGCCCAUUACCGCUGCU
Molecule: messenger RNA, 1196 nt
Organism: Argentina anserina (silverweed cinquefoil)
Lineage: Eukaryota; Viridiplantae; Streptophyta; Magnoliopsida; Rosales; Rosaceae
Product: probable pectin methylesterase CGR2
Exons: 7
Coding region: 161-946 (261 amino acids)
Biological process (GO): pectin metabolic process
Molecular function (GO): methyltransferase activity
Source: RefSeq, a predicted model, not a curated record